AUGGCUAACAACACUCGCGACCUGCACACACUAAAUACCCUCGCUGGCAAGACUGUGAUCAUAACAGGCGGCGCAAACGGUAUAGGAGCCGAGACUGUGCGAUUGUUCAACUCAUAUGGAGCGCAUACAGUUAUUGCCGAUCUUGAACACACUCGUGCUGAGGCGGAAUGUGUCAUUCGAUCCUUGAAGCAUCCUGCCUCAGCGGUAUUCGUCAGUGUCAACAUUCUCCUCUGGGAUGAAAUGAAAGCCCUUUUCUCCCAAUGCAUACAGCAUUUUGGCAAGGUCGACGUUGUUGUAGCUAAUGCGGGCAUAAUGGAGAGUGAAAGUCUUUUUGAUAUUGAAACCGUCGACGAGCAGGGAGAAUUACGCGAAUCAACCGAAGGGUUUCGCGUGAUUGAUGUUAACCUCAAAGGAACCAUUAACACGUUGCGGCUCGCACUGCAUUACAUGCAACACAAUGAACCAACUUCUCAUGGUGGUCUGAGAGGAUCUGUGGUUCUCGUUACUUCAACAUCAGGAUACUUCGGAACUACUGGCGUCGGCGCAUACAUAACGUCGAAGCAUGGACUCACGGGCCUACUUCGAGCGUCACAGCAAGUUGUGCGAGGCCUUGGUGUUGCGGUCAAUGCUGUUGCUCCGUUCUUCACGCCAACACCAACCUUCAGAGAGUUGGCCGAGAAAUGGAAGGAUUCGGGCCUCCGGUCGAAUACCCCAGGAGAUGUCGCUCAGGCUAUCGCCCUUGCCUCUGCACAGAAUGAGACUGGAAAAUGUUACAUGGUUGUUGGGCGGAAAUUGGUAGAAGUGGAAGAUAGCAGAAGCCAGCUUAUUGAGCAGUGGCUUGGACAAGAAAUGACAGAAUUGCUACAAUCUGCUAGCAAACUCUUUGAGGACAAUGGUUAUCCCUUGCCUAAAAGGCACAAGGAUCUCUAA
This is a messenger RNA of Fusarium subglutinans, 930 nucleotides long. Its product is annotated as short-chain dehydrogenase reductase SDR. The transcript is spliced from 3 exons. Lineage: Eukaryota; Fungi; Ascomycota; Sordariomycetes; Hypocreales; Nectriaceae. The coding region runs from base 1 to 930 and encodes 309 amino acids. The record is from RefSeq and is a predicted model, not a curated record.